Molecule: messenger RNA, 249 nt
Organism: Monoraphidium neglectum
Lineage: Eukaryota; Viridiplantae; Chlorophyta; Chlorophyceae; Sphaeropleales; Selenastraceae
Exons: 1
Source: RefSeq, a predicted model, not a curated record
AUGAGCGCAACUUUGUGCGAUACCAGCCGCGCCAACUACAGCGUCUUGGAGCCACCUGCAGCGAGUGCAAGCGCAACAUCCCUCACUCGCAACGGAGAUGGCAGCGUCAGCAGCGGCAGCGGCAGCGGCAGCGACGGCCUCAGCCAGGGCAGCAGCAAGGGGGCGCGGCCGCUCGCGCAUCGGCUUGCGACGCGGACCUACAGGGAGUUUGUGUGGAGCCUGAGCUUUGGGAUUGCCAUGGUCAUUACA